GGGCGGUGGGGGCGGGGGUAGAGCAUCUGGUGGAACGUGCAGGAGAGGGGACAGUGAGAGGACCCUGGAAAAUGGGGGCGGCGGGGACAAUGCCGCCUAUAGGCUCGUCUCCUUUCAAACCAGCUGCUCUUCGCUGGCCCGAUAUUCGCUUCCGGGAUCAGAAAAUGAUUGUACACUUAUGGAGCUAUUUGUAUAGAAAUAUAUUUCGAUUUUGGCUAAAAUGGAUCUUGAGACAGUUGACUGGAAAAUGUGAACUGCAGCGUAUCUGUGAUGGCUCAAAGAAAAGAGCAGAAAGGACACUACGGAUAGAACAUUCGUUGGAAUCAUCAAAGUGUAAGGCUUUACAAAGGGCUGUGUAUUCUUCUAAAGAUGACGUGGAAAAAUGUGUGGCACUCAUCAUAGAACAAAAGAAGAUUAAUACACAAAAGGAUGCAGUGUUUGCUUCAAAGCUGCAAUUAAGUUUGCUCCAGAUAUCAGGAUGUAAGAAACUUUAUUUGGCUGUAGAAGAGCUGAGAAAACAACCAUAUAACUCUGAUAAUAAAGAACAUGAAGAGCAACUAAUAGAGCUUUGGAAUUUGUUGAUGCCCCAUGAAAAACUGAAGGCUAGAAUCACGAAGCAGUGGUGUGACAUUGGUUUCCAAGGUGAUGACCCUAAAACAGACUUCAGAGGAAUGGGCAUGCUGGGAUUAACUAAUCUUCUAUAUUUCAGUAAACACUAUCCCCGUGAAGCUCGUCAAAUCCUUUCUCGCUCAAAUAAUCCAAAACUGGGAUAUUCUUAUGCAAUAGUUGGGAUCAAUUUGACAGAAAUGGCUUACAAUUUAUUGAAGAAUGGACAUUUAAGAACUCACUUCUACAACUUGGUUCCUGGUGAACCACAAAUGAAAGACUUCCAUCAGUUUUAUUGUUAUUUGGCUUAUGAAUUUGACAAAUUUUGGUUUGAAGAAAAGCCUGAAAGUAUUAUGUACUUCAACCAGUAUAGAGAGAAGUUUCAUGAAAAAGUCAAAAAACAUCUUCUGGAUUAUGAUGUAGUCCUUGCCUUAAGAAACGAAAUAUAGUAAUGUGUAUUCCUUUGGAUUCUGUCCAUAAAAAUUAUGCACUUGACUGGAAUUCUCAUAUUUAACCAAAAACUUCACUUAAUGAUCACAAAGUUUUAUACAUCUAUAUUUUUUUUAUUAAAAAAGUGGUUGAGAGAGCUUGGACAAUCAACACUUAAAAUAGUCUUUAUACUAUUUGCUGAAGGUAAGAACUUUUUAGAUACAAAGAUCAUUUCUGUACCACAGAUCCUCAUAACUUUUGUAUACCUAGCAGAAGAUGAAGCAGGUUCUUGUUGUGCUAUGUCAUUUUGUCUAGCAAUAGCUUCUUUUCCAUAUUUGACUGGUGUUUAGGUUAUAACCAGAGAUGUUGCAAUACUUCUUGAAGAGAAAUAGCUUUUGUUUUAAAUGUAUUUGGUUGCAUUUUUUCUCUCUUCUAACCUGGAACACAUGGUCUUUUAUUAUUACACUGCUGGGGGAGAACACCCACUAAUAGGUUAAAUAAUUUGGGUGUGUGAGAAAAAAGCUUCCCUUCUGCUUAUUGAGGACAAUUUUUUUUCAUGACACCAUGCUUAAACAUUGCCAGAGUUAAACUUUUGUUUUUAAAUAAGUCUUUGCAUGUUAUCAUAAAUAUAUUAAGUUAAAUAUAUUUUCCUGUACUAGACUAUUUUUAUUUAAGAUGUUGUAACUGCCUUCACAUAUCAACCAUUGCUCUAUUUUUCCCUUUCUUUUGUCACUUAAGUUCACAACUAAAGCUUUAAGAAUACUAGAGCUCCAAAUAUUCAGUAGAAUAUAAUUGGGCAAUUAAGUAAAUUUUCAUUACUACACUGCUAUUUUGUAUUGAAGAAAGCAACUCAGAUGGCAUAUUCCGAGACAAUCUAAAGAUUCUUCAACUAUUGAAUAAGCAUGUUUAAAAUGCUUCCAAUCUAACUUUAGUUGCAGGUAGUCUUGCUUUAGGCAUAGGGUGAUCAGUUCAAAGAUUAAUCUUUUUAAAGUGCCUUGUACUUACUUCAUGUGCGCUUCAAAUCUGAAGCUGAGACUGAGCCGUUGCUGGUUAGUUCCUUAAACAUGCUGGCUUUGUUGUAAGAAUUGAUAUUGGAAUUGAGCAAAUUCCUAUUUCAUCUUACUAAUUGAUAAUUGACUAAUUAGACUGCUGAUAAGGAAAAAGUGAGAGUGUAGCAGGAAGCCAUGGGAAGAACAUAUUAUACCUCAUGGCAACCUUGUAGGCAUUACAUAUGCUGGAAGUAUUAUCUAAAACCUGUGAAUUCAAAAAGUAAUAAUUUAUCUAGAACAGUAAAAAAAAAAAAGGACAAAGCAAAACUGAUGAUAUCUAAUUUAUGGGAAAUAAAAUGCUUAUCAAAGUUCCUUUCUACCAGAGCAGUAGAGCCCUGACAGAGAGAUGGAGCGGAUCACAGAAGGCUUCUUUUCAGUAUCUACAUCUAUUUUUAGAGAUGUUUGAUCACUUUUGUGCAAUACAAGAAAACUUUCAAGAGAAAUUUGAUAUCUGCGAAAUGCAUUGGAGCACAAUCGAAAAAGUCCAUAUGAGCUCUCUGUAUAGGGACAACCCUAUUUUCUCCCAUUAGCUGGAGAUUUGUCUUCACAGAGAAGUGUGUACCUGGUUAUAUAUGAGCACUGGAUCUAGUGGUUCAUGGUAUCAGAAUGUAUACAAAAAUAAUUCCUGGCUGAAAUUGUUGUAAAUGUAUUUUCCUAUUCUGUAUGUUAUAAGGUACGUUUAUUGCACACUUGAUUCCAUUUGAGUUUUUCUUUGAAAUGGCUUAAUCGACAACCUUUUUUAAUUUAAGAAAUUUCAUUUAUUUUACUUAAAAGAAACCUUGAUCUUCUAUACUAAAUGCUUUAAAUAUAGUGGCAAUAGAAAAUUCUAGAAAAUAUACCAGAAAAGAUUUUAAGGUAUGUAUUCAUAUAUAGUUGUCACAUUACUUGUUUACUACAUUAAUAUUAAAUAAGAAUCAAUGGCUCUGCAAAAAAUAAAGCUGAUGCAACAUUGUGCAUGUGAACAGUAGCAUCUACAUUGUUGCUGUGAUUUCAUCAAUUUGGACCUGCAGGGAUUUGGUAGGCAGAGUCUACCUGAGCCCUUCCAAUACAGUCUAUAUAUUUUUUUAAAUUUAUUUAUUUUUAAUGAGUUCAUCUUUUCCUGUCAGAUGAUAAACCUAAGGAAGACUGAUAGAUUAUAAACUUUGUCACCUCCCUAAUGCUAGUGAUGAGUGGAACCAUAGUUCCACUCCAGGAAUGUUUGGGUUGUCGUUCUACCAAAACUCUGGGCUAGAUUAUGCAAGAAUUAAAACAUAAACCAGCAAACCAACCAGUUUUAGGGUUUUAUUUUAUUUUUGUAAAAACUAACAUAUUAAAUGAAAAUGAUUAUCAACAGAGCACAAAGUGAUAUAAUGGUAACAUACCCAGUUUCAGGCAGUAUAAAUAUUCUUUUCAAUGGUGCUAACAAUCAUAGUUGACAAUUUUUAGGAAAGAAGUUUCUAAAGUUUUGAAGCCACCAGUUGUGUUGUAAAUAUUUUGAAAUUCUCAUUCCUUACUGUAACAAAUCUGUAUCUUCCUUCUUUAAAUGUAUUGUUGAAUUUUUGUAAAGCUGUGUUCCUUAAUUACAGAUAGUGACGUAGCUAUCCUAUAUGGAUGUAAUGUUUAGGUAUAAUAACUAAACUUAAUAAGUCCAUUCUCCAUUAGUUUUUACAUUGGUUUCAUUUAGCUGUAAUGAUCCCAGUCUGGUAAAGUAUAGUUUAUUGGACCAGAAGCAAACCAUCUGCCCUCUUGCGCUGCCCCUCAUGUGUUCAGUUUGGCAAAGUUUUCUUGAUUUCUUAAACUACAGCCUUCUCGGACAUUCAGAUUACCUCCAAAAAGAAUUUGAAGCUAAUUUGGAAGGUAGCCCUUAAGCCACAGUUUACAUGUGCAGACAUUCUGGGAAACAUUUAAAGUAAGUAGGCAAGCUUUAUUGAAGAUGGCUACUAGGGGGAAGGGGAAACUGCAUGAGCCAGUAGCUCCUGGUCAAAUACCUAUGAUUUAUCAGACAAAUGGCUAUAACUGAACUGGGCCAAUGUAUUCCAGUAGCUGUGUAGCUUGUAUAUAUAUUUGCCCAUUUCUUUUUGAGAAUAAUUCAUUCUAGACUUGUAGUGGAACCACUUAAUCUAGUUUUGAGCUGUGAAAACCAAUAUGUUGUAAAACAGGGUUUUUCAUUAAAUAUUGCAUUGUGACAAUCAUAAGACAAUAUACUAGUAUCUCUGCACUGUUUCUUUAGAAAGAAACAAAUACACAUUGAAAUACACACAAGCAGCCAUUUAUUUUUUCACACAGCUGUUCACAUUGUUUUUCUGGUGGUGUGAGGUGAGAGGCCUACAUGGAAAAACAUGUAGACAUCAAUGUGCAUCCCCUUCAUUAUUAACAUUUCUCCAAAAGCUUUUGAACCUGUGACUGUAUGAUACAUUGUGGGAAGACAGA
Zootoca vivipara (common lizard) is the source of this 4493-nucleotide messenger RNA. RefSeq names its product ELMO domain containing 2 (gene ELMOD2). The record is from RefSeq and is a predicted model, not a curated record. Gene Ontology annotation, molecular function: GTPase activator activity. Gene Ontology annotation, cellular component: membrane. Lineage: Eukaryota; Metazoa; Chordata; Lepidosauria; Squamata; Lacertidae.